Molecule: messenger RNA, 903 nt
Organism: Cylindrotheca closterium
Lineage: Eukaryota; Bacillariophyta; Bacillariophyceae; Bacillariales; Bacillariaceae
Source: the annotation of a GenBank genome assembly
AUGGCCGAACCAGCAAUCCUGCGCCAACUCUUUGUCCAAAUCGGCCUGACUCAAGCCGUUGCCGACACUAUUGUGGACGAUCACAAUAUCAACAGUACCGCAACUCUGACCAAGAUCAAGCCUGACACUGUCAGCAAACUUGUCAAGACCCUUCGACACCCAGGAGGCGGUGGGGGUGGCCACGCAAUCCCGUUCCAAGUGCAGCAAGACAUCACUGAUGUCGCAUGGCUCCUAAAACACCGUGUCCGCACCUCUCGCGAUCUAGCUAUUCCGACCAUUGGCCUCCCUGUCCUAACUGACGAACUUGAGAUCAACAGAGAUCAUGAAGAGCAAUGGACCGAACCAAGCUCCCUCGAUAUCGAAAUCACCCGCAACGACUGGAACAAAACGUUCCGUACCAUUGAAGAAUCCCUUACAAACUUCAAAGAAGUCCACGGUUGCCCUUUGAGCUAUACUAUUCGUGUCGCAACUGCCAUCCCAGCUGAUCCGGAUCCAUCAACCGAUUAUGCAUCAAUUGAGGACGAAAUUAUUGCCCGUGCUCCUAUGGUCAACGCCCAAGGAGACUUUGUUGCCACAUUCCGCACUGACAAUACCACCCUCUGGAAACUUUUGAGUGCGCUAUUCAAAGACACUGUUGACUGGACUGACAUCAAGCAUUGUGCCAGAACAAAGGACGGAAGAACUGCAUUUCUUGACCUAAAAUCCGCACGGCUUGGGGCCCAAUACACCAACAAUGUCUCCGCCGAAAUUGAGAGACGCUGGUUAGCUUUAUCCUACGCAGGACCAAAACGCAACUGGAAGUUUGACGAUUACGCCCGCAACCACAAGGAAUGCUUCCUCCUCCUUGCCGAGCUUGAUGACUACCAAGAACCUGACGAGCGAACCAGAUAUAUAUAUAUAUAA